Messenger RNA from Yarrowia lipolytica CLIB122, 2109 nucleotides. RefSeq lists its product as uncharacterized. The record is from RefSeq and is a predicted model, not a curated record. Gene Ontology annotation, cellular component: cytoplasm. NCBI's taxonomy places the organism in Eukaryota, Fungi, Ascomycota, Dipodascomycetes, Dipodascales.
AUGAAGGGACUUUUCGGACGAAAGAAAAACGACAGAGAAUACUACGGCAGCGACCAUGCCAGCUAUGCCGGAGGCUCUCAGACUACACCAGAGAACCAUGGGCCCACUCCAGGACCUCCUCCUGGGCCUCCUCCUGCAUCUCAACAGCAGCAGCCUAUGGGUGCCCCACCACCACCCGGACCUCCUCCUGCUCAGAGCUCGGGUAGCCGGUCCGAUGCCCCCAAAAUGCUCAAUGUGCGAAACAACGAUGUAAUGCAUGAACGAUUCGUCAUUGUCCAUGGUAACGCUGGACCCAAGGGACUGGAUGCUAUCAACUGCGGAAACGUUGUCGUGACCCACCACCUCAAUGAGUUUCCCUCUCAGCGGUUCCCCGUCGCCGACAACUACUUCAAGGCGUUUGUGCAUCUUGCUCCCGGCCCCAACCAGCUUUGUGUGACCUACGAAUACCCCGACAAUCGACAGCCAGUGUCUACCUCAUUGACACUCAUCUACACGCCGCUGCUGCAGGACCCACCUCUUCACCUGUGCCUAAUUCUGGGCCGAGACUCCAAGGGUGAAUUCCAGAGCCAGAGCUACAAGAAGCAGAUCGAGGGUAACUCUCUUGACCUAGCUGUCAAGAAGAUGCGAAUGGCUGGAUACAUGAUGAGUGCCUUUACCAACGAAAUCAUGCUACGAAACGGCUUUGGAAACCGAACUUUCCGGUUCCACGAGGAAUGGGACGUUGAUACUCUCAGUAACCGAGAGAGCAAGACAUGUAGGAGCACCAUUAAAGUACACAUUGUGCGCAGCGAGCUUUCUGUGGCCGAGAUCAACUCCCCAGAUUACGCCCAGCAAAACAGCAGCGGCAAGGACACUGGCAAGCUCUUCAAUAUUGCGUACGACGCUCUUAAGCGACACGGUCUGCCAUUCACCCAGGAUGAGGUUGAACACCGAGCUGCUUGUGUUUUCGUUGACUCUGAAUGGAACAUCAAGCGACAACUCAUUACCGGACACGCUGCUCUGGGAGGAGGCAUUUCCAACGUUCGACUUGCCAUUUUCGGAGGCCAUGCCCUCUGGACCUGGCCCUCUUGUGUGGAGGAGAUGGUUCCUGCUCUUCUUGACAACACUAUGGUGGAUGUUCGAGAAGUCGCGAACGACUCUCGACAGAGCGGAAGUGCAUGGGAGGCACUCAACGUCUCCCAGGGAGCGUUUAUGCACGAGAUCGGUCACCUGUUGGGCUGCCCCCAUCAGCCCGAUGGUAUCAUGCUAAGAGGCUACCUCACUUGGAACCGAUCAUUCCUGGCAAAGGAGGUCACCCUAGGAAAGGGAUUCCAUCGACCUUGCCUCCCCGCAGACGAGUGCUCCUGGCAUAGACUGGAUGCUCUGCGUUUCAGACAUCAUCCCUCUUUCCGACUGCCUCACGAACACUUCCCUGCCCCUGGCAAGCCCAACCUCUACCCUGUGGAGAAUGGUACUAUCGCCAAGGCCACUUCAGGCAUCUACCUGGUGGAGGUGCAUGUUGAGGAUUGGUGCCGAGGCCAUCUGGAGUUUGCUGAGGACCCUCAGCGAGAGGUUUUCUUGUUUGAACAUGAUCUGCGACAGGCCAUCAAGGACCCUCAAUACCGAGACCCCAAGAAGCCCAUGCGGCUGGAGAUUCUCAGUGUUGGUGGCCAGGUGACCAUUGACGAUUUCUCCAAGGCUCUCUGUGCACGUGAUCAGAACAACGCCUUCCAGUCUUACGAACUUGGAAACAAGAUUGGAGACGAGACAAAGGCAUACUUUGGCCAUCACAACCUUGUUGGAGUACGUCUUUAUGCCGGUGAUGCUGUUGACGGUGUGGAGUUCCUCACACAGGGAUCCUCUGUGCUUUUCGGUAAGAGGGGCGGUAAGAUGACCGAGACAAUCUUUGAACCUGGAGAGCACAUUGUGGGAUUCUUCGUGCGAGCAGGUUACUGGCUCGACGCUAUUCAGCUCAUUACUAACCGACGACGAUCUGCCCUGGUUGGUAAGACUGGCGGAGGUGACCCUCAUGAGCUGAUUCCUCCAACUGGAUACAGGUUGGUUGGUAUGCACGGUCAUAUGGUCAACUGGCUGUACGGUAUUGGUGUUGUCUAUGAGGCCAUUCAGUAG